This is a messenger RNA of Eucalyptus grandis, 3611 nucleotides long. Its product is annotated as glycine dehydrogenase (decarboxylating), mitochondrial. The coding region runs from base 235 to 3396 and encodes 1053 amino acids. The record is from RefSeq and is a predicted model, not a curated record. Gene Ontology annotation, biological process: glycine decarboxylation via glycine cleavage system. Lineage: Eukaryota; Viridiplantae; Streptophyta; Magnoliopsida; Myrtales; Myrtaceae. Gene Ontology annotation, cellular component: apoplast; chloroplast envelope; glycine cleavage complex. The transcript has 15 exons. Gene Ontology annotation, molecular function: glycine dehydrogenase (decarboxylating) activity; glycine binding; pyridoxal phosphate binding.
UGAAUCCAUGUCUUUUUAGGGUCGUGAAUAUAAAAGACAGCAAGCCUCACCAACCCACCACCCCACUCUCUCCCAAUGGAAUGACAAAAAAACCAGCAACUUGAAACCAUUGUUUUUGUUGUUGCAGUUGCUCUUCUCCAACAACAACAUUAGUUUCUGCUAAAUCUCCCUCCUUUCUCCUACCAAAAAUCCUUGCGUUCUUCCUUUCUUUCGGGUUUUUUUUUUUGCGGCGCCAUGGAACGUGCACGGCGUUUGGCGAACCGGGCGAUCUUGAAACGGAUCGUCUCGGAGACGAAGCACCAUCGCCGCCUUGAAUCUGGGUUGGAUUCUUCAUCCUCUGCAUUGUAUACCCCUUCAAGGUAUGUCUCUUCGUUGUCUGCAUGUAGCUCAAUGCACAAGAGCUCCAGAUCAGAGAUGUUGCUUGGUAGGAAUGUGUCGUAUAAUGUCGGUCACGGUAUUGGGUCGCAAACAAGAACGAUCUCUGUCGAGGCAUUGAAGCCGAAUGAUACUUUCGCUCGCCGACACAACUCCGCGACCCCGGAAGAGCAGACGAAGAUGGCCGAGUCCUGUGGAUUCGGUAGUCUUGAUGCUCUGAUCGAUGCCACCGUGCCUACGUCGAUCCGUAUAGAUUCCAUGAAGUUCUCUAAGUUCGAUGGAGGGUUGACGGAGAGCCAAAUGAUUGAGCACAUGAAGAAUUUGGCGUCGAAAAACAAGGUCUUUAAGACAUUCAUUGGUAUGGGGUACUAUAACACCUUUGUUCCACCGGUUAUAUUGAGGAACAUCAUGGAAAACCCAGCUUGGUACACUCAGUACACGCCCUACCAAGCUGAGAUAUCGCAGGGCCGUUUGGAGUCUCUGCUAAAUUUCCAGACCGUGAUCACCGAUCUCACCGGCCUGCCCAUGUCGAAUGCUUCCUUGCUCGAUGAGGGAACUGCUGCUGCUGAGGCGAUGGCAAUGUGUAACAAUAUUCUGAAGGGAAAGAAGAAGACUUUUGUGAUCGCGAACAAUUGUCACCCACAAACAAUUGACGUAUGCAAGACUCGAGCAGACGGUUUCGAUCUUAAGGUUGUCACAGCCGAUCUUAAGGAUAUUGAUUACAAGUCAGGCGACGUUUGUGGGGUCCUUGUACAGUACCCUGGAACUGAGGGUGAGGUGUUGGAUUAUGGGGAGUUUGUCAAGAAUGCACAUUCUCAUGGGGUUAAGGUUGUUAUGGCGACUGAUUUGUUGGCAUUGACGAUGUUGAAGCCUCCGGGUGAAUUUGGGGCAGAUAUUGUCGUGGGUUCUGCACAGAGGUUUGGUGUGCCAAUGGGAUAUGGUGGUCCUCAUGCCGCUUUCCUUGCGACCUCUCAAGAGUACAAAAGGUUGAUGCCCGGACGGAUUAUUGGCGUGAGUGUUGAUUCUUCAGGGAAGCCUGCGCUGCGUAUGGCAAUGCAAACGAGAGAGCAACAUAUCCGCAGAGACAAGGCUACAAGCAACAUCUGCACUGCACAGGCAUUACUUGCAAACAUGGCUGCCAUGUUCGCUGUUUAUCAUGGCCCUGAAGGUCUUAAAACAAUUUCUCAACGAGUUCACGGUCUAGCUGGAGCCUUAGCUCUGGGAUUGAAGAAACUUGGGACUGUGGAAGUCCAGGGGCUUCCUUUCUUCGACACUGUGAAGGUUAAGUGUCCUGAUGCACAUGCAAUUGCUGAUGCUGCUAACAAGGAAGAGAUGAACUUGAGGGUUGUGGACAAAAACACUAUCACCAUCUCAUUCGAUGAGACUACCGCUUUGGAGGAUGUUGACAAGCUUUUCUCAAUAUUUGCAUGUGGCAAGCCUGUCCCAUUCACUGCUGCAUCACUUGCGCCAGAGGUUCAGUCCUUGAUUCCAACUGGGCUUAUAAGGGAGACUCCAUAUCUGACACAUCCAAUCUUUAACACGUAUCACACCGAGCAUGAGCUGCUCAGAUACAUUCAUAGGCUGCAGUCCAAGGAUUUGUCUCUGUGCCAUAGUAUGAUUCCUCUGGGAUCUUGCACGAUGAAAUUGAAUGCUACCACAGAGAUGAUGCCAGUGACAUGGCCCAACUUUACAGACAUACAUCCUUUCACCCCAGCUGAGCAGGCUCAGGGUUAUCAGGAAAUGUUCAAUGAUUUGGGUGAACUGUUGUGUACGAUUACUGGGUUCGAUUCUUUCUCUUUGCAACCCAAUGCUGGUGCCGCUGGAGAAUAUGCAGGUCUCAUGGUCAUCCGUGCGUAUCACUUGGCAAGAGGGGACCAUCAUCGCAAUGUGUGCAUCAUUCCUGUCUCUGCUCAUGGGACAAAUCCUGCCAGUGCUGCAAUGUGUGGUAUGAAAAUUGUUGCUGUUGGAACUGAUGCCAAGGGUAAUAUCAACAUUGAGGAGCUGAGAAAAGCAGCAGAAGCAAAUAGAGAUAACUUGUCUUGCCUUAUGGUCACAUAUCCUUCAACCCAUGGGGUGUAUGAGGAGGGCAUAGAUGAUAUAUGCAAGAUAAUUCAUGACAAUGGAGGUCAAGUGUACAUGGAUGGAGCAAACAUGAAUGCACAGGUGGGCUUGACAAGCCCAGGAUUUAUUGGAGCCGACGUUUGCCAUCUUAAUCUCCACAAAACAUUUUGCAUUCCACAUGGAGGCGGUGGUCCAGGCAUGGGUCCUAUUGGGGUGAAGAAGCACUUGGCACCUUUUCUGCCUUCGCAUCCAGUAGUUGCUACGGGUGGUUUACCAGCCCCAGAAAAGUCCCAGCCAUUGGGUACAAUUUCUGCUGCUCCGUGGGGCUCUGCACUUAUCUUGCCAAUAUCAUACUCUUACAUAGCCAUGAUGGGAUCUAAGGGACUCACUGAAGCAUCAAAGAUAGCCAUUUUAAAUGCAAACUACAUGGCAAAACGUUUGGAGAACUACUACCCCAUCUUGUUCCGUGGAGUCAAUGGGACAGUCGCCCAUGAAUUCAUUGUUGACUUAAGGGCCUUUAAGAAUACUGCUGGAAUCGAGCCUGAAGAUGUUGCAAAACGUCUAAUGGACUAUGGAUUCCAUGGACCAACCAUGUCAUGGCCAGUCCCAGGCACACUGAUGAUCGAACCCACUGAAAGUGAAAGCAAGGCUGAGUUGGACAGGUUCUGCGACACUCUCAUCUCCAUUAGAGAAGAAAUCGCACAAAUUGAAAAAGGAAAAGCUGAUAUCCACAACAAUGUUUUGAAGUCUGCUCCCCACCCACCAUCAUUGCUCAUGGGAGACUCGUGGACGAAGCCGUAUUCUCGGGAAUAUGCUGCUUUUCCGGCUUCCUGGCUCCGUACCGCAAAGUUCUGGCCAUCCACGGGACGCAUCGACAAUGUGUAUGGUGACCGUAACCUCGUCUGCACUCUCCAGCCAACGUCACAAGUCGUUGAGGAGCAAGCAGCAGCUACCGCCUGAAAUCUCCCUGUGUGCCAAAAGAGAAAAGAAGAAAUCCCUCAAUGUAUAUAAGUUGUCAAUGUGGCGCACAACAUCACAUCUGGUGUUAUUUAGUUCCUUCGAUGCCAUGAUCUUUGGACGAUGAAUAAGAGGGGUUGCUAAUUGCAACCCAAGCAUUAUUCUCAUCUAAUCUCUUCCAUCUGUCUUUGUCCUCAAUCCGAGAUCAAGUAUUUCAA